Neodiprion virginianus is the source of this 1641-nucleotide messenger RNA. RefSeq lists its product as uncharacterized. The transcript is spliced from 6 exons. The record is from RefSeq and is a predicted model, not a curated record. Lineage: Eukaryota; Metazoa; Arthropoda; Insecta; Hymenoptera; Diprionidae. The coding region runs from base 76 to 1380 and encodes 434 amino acids.
CAACAAGUCGCCGAGUCAGUUCGAAUUAGCCCUGCAUUUCUUGCGCUCACGCGCGCUCCUUUUUCCAUACGAGCCAUGGAUAAUAAACGCGACUUGCCAGGAUUCGCCGAGGAAAUCAAAGACCUGGAAUUUAAUGGAUUUCUCGACUGGUUUGUGGCUUUCAACGAUGUUACCAUGAUGUGGAAGGCUCAACCAACUUACAUCAUGGUGCAGGUGUUGUGCCUAGUCGGUGGCUUUAUCACCCUUCUCCAUGCGUUGAAAAGCGGACGUCGCUACGUGCAUUUAUGGGUGGGUAUUAUACUCCAUGGAAUAGUUGUAGAGGCGAUUAGCUACAACCUUCCAGACAUCGACAACUUUUGGCAUUCCCAGACACCGAUAAUUCUGAUUGGACGGCGUUUGCCGCUCCAUAUAAUCUUGGUGUAUGUUGUAUUCAUAUACAACGCAUCCAUCGCUGUGAAGCAACUGCGACUGCCUGCUUGGAGCGAACCAUUCGCCGUAGGCCUGAUAACAGUCCUCAUUGACAUUCCUUACGACAUAGUCUCUGUGAGAUUCCUUCACUGGUCCUGGCACGCCACUGAUCCCAACAUAUACGAUCGGCACUACUUCGUUCCUUGGAACUCGUAUUACUUUCACGCAGCGUUUGCCGCAAGCUUCACCUUCUUCUUUCACGGAACGAGACGUCUCUUUACAGAAAGCAAGGAACAAUGGACGGCGAGCAAAUCGUGCUUCAAGGAAACUGUGUGCACUGUGCUACCAGCUUUACUUGGUAUGCCUGGCGGAGUCCUGCUGUUCUUGCCUCUUUACCAUCCUCUCCACGACCACUACGGCAUUCAUUCGGAAGUGACUUUCUUCUUUUUAUUUACUGUAUUCCUGGUUCUCGCAUGGAGCGGCGACCGGUGUAGCUUGAAGAAAAAUUCCAUUGUCAGUAAGAGAACAAUCGACUAUAUAAUCCCAGUAUAUUUGCUGGUGUAUUACUCGUUAUUCCUCGGUUUAACAAUUAUUGGCGAUCCCUCCAAAGAAGUAUCUAUUGGUUUCCAUGAGCGUAUAGGUCCGUGUGAUGAAAUAGUAGGAAUCACUUCUGCUCUCGGCCAAACCCUCUACAAGAAUAAAUAUCUGUGUACAGAGAAUAAUCGAGAAGAUUACAUCGGCUGGGAUUGUUUACCAGGAGGAAAGCCGCCGCGUCACGGUUCACAUUGGUACACGGCAUGUGGAACUCCCUUGAAAAAUCGAACUGAAUACAUCACUGUUCUUGCGACAAUUUUUAUAGCUGCAUUCGCUGUUUUUACUAACUGUUUUCUCUGUGGUAACAACAACGGCAAAGCAGUUGAUGCUAAGAAAACAGGUCAGGUGAUAAGUUCGAAAAAAGUUAAGAAAAACUAAAACCACUACACGUGUUCAACGUAUUCGCAUUAAUCUCUUUAGAGCUGUCGAGAUAAGUGAUAAAAAAUCGUGUAAUAAUGAUGAGCCAUUGAUUAUUAUGCAACGAUCAUCAAUGCUUAGAAUUAUUACAAAAUUACUAAAAUUAGGUGGAAUAAGUUUCACCCACUUUUCACAUUCUGCUACACCCUAUCUAGUCGCCAAAUAUUUUGUACUUUUCAGAUUUUCGCUGAUAAGAUUAAUCAAUAAAGUAUGUUCUUCAAA